CGGAUGACUACCAUUUAUUUCUAUGAAUGAAUUAGACUAUAUGAUUUUUCUACGUUUUUGUUACAUUUUUGUAACUAAUUAUUCCAUUAGUUUUUGUAUGGAAAUUAUUUUUAGCGACUAUAUAAUUAAUUAUUGUCAAGUUGUUACAUGAAAAUUCUUAUGAAAUUUACGAGAUUAUUCGCAGUUUACAUUUUUGAGCUGACGUUGUUGUUGACGUGCUGCUGAAGGAACGACGGCGGUGAAGCAGGACUCUGAGAAGAGUAGUGCUCCUCCUUCUCCUAAAAGUGACGAUGGUGGUGGUAAAGAGGACACAAAUGAGAAGAAAAACAGUAGUGACGAAGUGGACAAGGAGAAAAGUGACGAGAGUGAGUCUUCUCCUGGACUUGACGAGGAGAAGGAGGAAAAGAACGGGGAUGAUGACGAUGCCAAGGUGUUAUUGACGAAUAAAGUUCCCAUAGUGAGCAUGGAGGAGGAAGAUAAGCCCGUGUCGAAAGAGGAAAAGGAGUAUGACGUGCAGAAGGGGUCCGUCGAGGAGGAGGAGAUUGUCACAAAAUCUGAAAUGGAUUCUGACGAGGGGACGAAAGAUGUCACAAAACCGGAAAUUGACUCAUCUUCAUCUCCGUCACCUGUUACUCUAGAACCGAAAAAGUGCCGCCUAUGCAACGCAGUUUUAAGUGACAAACUCAGUGAAACGUGCCCGUUUGUGUCUCAAAGCCGGAUCAAGAACUAAAAUUGAGUCCUCCUGUCGAAGAGGAGUCCUCGCCGGCUGACAAAUUACCUGACGUCGUCACCACCACGCCGGACGAACCGCCUCCGGAAGAAGAAGCCAAAGUGACCUCACUCCAGAAAGAAGAGGAGAAACCCAAGAGUAAGCGCAAGAAGCCGCCUAGUCAAGACUCCGCCUCGCCAAAGAAGGGAAAACCGUCGCCCUCCGUGGCGAAAGUCUCGAAUGAUGAUGGUACUAUUGACCUUGUUGUUGUUCCUGAAAAGCCCGGACCAAACCGUCGCCCUCCGUGGCGAAUGAUGAUGGUACUAUUGACCCUGUUCCUGAAAAGCCCGGACGUGGUCGUCCCAAAAACAAGGAUACAAAUAAUAAAGACGUGACGACAGGCAAAUCUGUGUCCCCCUCGGGUAAAAAAUCUCUCGUCGUCGCCACUCCAACGACGACGCCACGUCGUGACUCGCGCGCCUCGUCGUCCUGCAUUUCUCCCACGAGAUCCAAUCUCUUCGUGGAGAAACGUGUCGAGAAAAAGUCCGUGGCUAAAUCUGUGAGCCCAUCAGCUUCACACAAGAAGAAGAGCACUACCAAAUCUGUCCCACUUCCGGAAUCGUCUUCACCAUCGCCGAAAAAAGGAGCCAGUCCUGUCGCCAAGAAGGCAAAGAAGGCGAAAAAGGGACGAAAAUCGGAGAGUGAUCAUUUGGAGGUGAAAACAGGGCCGUCCUCGGGAGGGUCGUCGUCCUCAGGGAAAUCUCUCCUCAUGGACCAAGACUACGGGAAUAUCGUGGCCUUCAGAAGGAGGCGAGCGUUCUGGCGGAUGCGGAGCAAAAUCGGCGCAAGAGUUUGUCCCCACCGCAGAGAAGAAUCAAGUUGAGCGCGAGUGUGACGAGUUCUCCGAGCGUGUCAACCCCCACGGGUCGCAAGAGUAAGAAGAAAAAUGCGCCCACCAAAGAACCUUCGCCAUCACCGCCGCCACCCGAAGUGAAACUUGUGCCUGAAGUUGUCAGUCGUAAAUCUGCUCCUUCUACUUCCGCUAGCGUUCGAAAGAAGCUGCUCUUAUCUCCCAUGAAACCUUCCAAUUCGACAAAGACGCCGAAACAGAAAGAUUCUGGGGAGGAUGUCGACUCAGCCGUGACGCUGUCUGGACGACCUCGCCGCGGCGUAACGGUCGCCACUACACCGUCGGUUCACAAGACGCCAAAAUCUUUAGCCUCCGCCUCUGCGACGGUGGGAACGUUGAAACAAGUUCAAGUCGUGGGUGCAAGACGAAAAAGUGGACAAAGAAGAAGAGUGACGGGGGUGGGAUAAAUAUUGUACGAACCGCGAUUGAAACUCCCAUCAGACCUGUGGCGACGACGCCGUCACAGACUGGUGGUCGAAAGUGCCUCAACUUCAGCAGUGGUGGAGACGAAACGCCGUCGCCAAGCGGGAGGAAGGGGAAGUUUGGCGACAAGUACGCGAUGCGGAAGUAUUUGAAGAAGAAGGCGUUGACUCAUCAGAAGACUGCUGGCGUGGCGUCGGCGACUGGGCGAAAGAAUGAGAAAGUUCUCCAGCCAAACAAGACCAAGAACAAGGGCGGCGGCGGAGGCGGGGGUGGUGUGAGUGGCGGAGAUCUGGUGGCCGACACGAGCAGCGGGACAGAUGGGGUGGAGAAUUCUGACCUUUCCAUUCAGGACGAUCGUGCCAUUAAAGGUGCGUGUGAAAAACUCUGCAUCUGCGUGGAUUGGAAGUUGGUCGAGUCGCACGGGGCGCGCGUUUCUGCGAGCAAGUCACGGAUAAAGAUUGAUCGCGACGCUCUCCGUUGGACUCCGCUGGUCUAUAAGCAGUACUACGAUGAUGAAGAGGCCGCCGGAAGGUCGCGAGACGGCUCACCCGACAGCGGAGAUCGGACAACGUCCCCGAUUCGAAAAACGUCCUUAGCUGCAGCCAUGUCCACGCCGGACAAGAAUCUCAAGAGCCCUGUCGUGCUUGGGAGGAGGGCGAGAGUGGCGGCGAACGCGUACAAGAUCAAGAAGGAGAAGAAGAAGAGCGUGAGACGGGUGAUUGAAUUGACGCCGCCAAGAAAGAAUGGCAAAUCUGCACUUUCCGUACCAACUGCGAAAUCGCCACUUGCCGUGGUGACACCAAAACCGUCACAUAAAAAGACAACGGUCGUGAUUCAACCGGAAAUUGAAACCCCGAAAGUUGUCCCCGUCGAGGAUAAAAAGAAGAAAAAGAGUCAAAAAGAAGGAAUCGGAAGUCAUAGUUCCACAAGUUGUGGAAGAAGAAGUCGAGGAGGAAGAUGACGAAGAAGAAGAAGACGAGUCCGAACCAGAAGUUGAAUCAGAGCAGGAGGAAGAAGAUGAAGACUCAGAUUCUGACGAAGACGACGAUAGCGACGAUGAUGAGGAAGACCCUCCACCACCACCACCCAGACCAGACCAGACCUGGGCGACGAUCUGCCGGGAAGAAACGUGGCAACGAUGGUGAAGACGAAGAAGGUGACGAUGAGACGCCAAGGACGAGACGAAGGGGUCGCAGUUCGACGCGUGGUGGUAGCAGAUCCACUUCCGGAGGAGGAGGUGCCAGUCGUGGACGAAAACGGCUGGAUUGGAGUGCUCAAAGUGAGAACAAAUUGGAGGCUGCGAUGCUUCAAACGUCCAUGGCGCUGAUGGCGGAAAAGAAAAAGUCUCCCGUGAAGAGGAAGCUGAGCCAAAGCGAUCCCGACGAUGAUCACAAAGCAACUGAACAAAGCUCCCCGCUCUCGAUUAAAUUGUCACCUCAGCCGCAAAAAACGUGGCCUCCAGUUGCACCACAAGUGAAAAUGACGACUCCUCCUCCUCCUACUGCAGGACUUUCGGUGGGAAUCCCUGCCACCAGCCCGACCACAGCGGCAGAUUCCACUUCCAAGAAGAACUUUAAGGAGAUGCUGCUCGGGAAAGUUUUGAAGGGGAGAGCGACAAAAGUCAAGAAUUUAGAGGAGGAAGAAAACGCCCACAAUUGUUAAACCCAGCUUUUUGACAAAUAGAGCUGCUUAUUAAUUAAUUAAUUAAUUAUGUACUUAAAUGGGAUAGUAUUUAUUUAUUUAUUUGUGUAUAAGUAAUUGACUAACUAAAAUAAGAAUAACCUGGUGGGUAGUAGAUCUUUAAGGAAAAUGGCAAAUAAGUAAAAAUGAAAUAUGCAAAUUAUUAAAU
Messenger RNA from Folsomia candida, 3891 nucleotides. RefSeq lists its product as uncharacterized. Bases 2179 to 3003 code for a protein of 274 amino acids. NCBI's taxonomy places the organism in Eukaryota, Metazoa, Arthropoda, Collembola, Entomobryomorpha, Isotomidae. The record is from RefSeq and is a predicted model, not a curated record. The transcript has 2 exons.